ACCCGCGGGUGACUCGCACACCCGCAGGUACCACCCACGGGUGACUCGCACACCCGCAGGUACCACCCACGGGUGACUCGCACACCCGCAGGUACCACCCACGGGUAGAGACCCGUACCCGACCUACUUGACCCGGGACAGGUACGGGUAUGACCAUAUUUCUCAACUUACCUGCGGGUAGCAUCCGGUCGACCCAUGUCACGCCCUAGAUACAGCGGACAAAGGCAAAACUGAUUUAAGCAUCCCCGUUCAAGUCAGUGUUCAGGUGGCAGUCGGCAUCGCAAAGCAGUUCUUCCUGCUACUACUGCCAUAAGCGUAUAAAAGAAAAGCACUGUCAAUUUCCUAACUACAUAUCCGAGUCGAAGUUCUUCAGAUUUAUCUGAUACCAUAUCAGCAUCCUCACAGACAAUGCGCUUAUCCCUUGUCCUCACCGUCGUCGCUGCUUUAACAGCAUGUGUAUAUGCCAGUGACGCCGAAGCUGAGGGCUCAUCCCGUAGUAACAUCGCUCGAGAACUAUUAGUGGGGUGUACAAUAUUACCGGCGUGGGUGUUUAAAGACUUUAGUGGCUGUAAUAUUAAUUCCCGCUACCAGGGUCUUAUCGACGUUGAUUUUCACGUUUUUGCGAUGGACCAAGCUGUGUUUUCGAUGAACUUCUUGUCGCAGCACGGAUCAUUGGAUGAUCAGAUCUACUUCACUGUUGCUGCCGCUAGCCAGAAUGGCACGACCAAGACAACAACCUCCAUUGACGAAUCACCGCUUCCUACAACUGCCUAG
Messenger RNA from Suillus bovinus, 774 nucleotides. RefSeq lists its product as uncharacterized. The transcript is spliced from 4 exons. NCBI's taxonomy places the organism in Eukaryota, Fungi, Basidiomycota, Agaricomycetes, Boletales, Suillaceae. The record is from RefSeq and is a predicted model, not a curated record. The coding region runs from base 409 to 774 and encodes 121 amino acids.